Hydractinia symbiolongicarpus is the source of this 2071-nucleotide messenger RNA. RefSeq lists its product as uncharacterized. Bases 223 to 966 code for a protein of 247 amino acids. NCBI's taxonomy places the organism in Eukaryota, Metazoa, Cnidaria, Hydrozoa, Anthoathecata, Hydractiniidae. Gene Ontology annotation, cellular component: membrane. Gene Ontology annotation, molecular function: protein binding. The transcript has 5 exons. The record is from RefSeq and is a predicted model, not a curated record.
AUUUAAAAUACUCGGGGUAAACACAAGCGUGCAGAGGACCAUUGGUCGCUUUAUUUGGGAAUAAAUAACGGUUUUGUUUACACGAACUCAUUUAUGUGCAGAGAUUUGUGAAUGAAAUGCAGGCUGUUGCUCUGGUGAAACGAUUUUUUGCUAAAGGAAUUUUAUCUUUUAUUAUUCCAUAAGAAACUUAAUGUAUAAAAUAUAAAAAAAGCUUUCAACGCAAUGGCAUCCGCAGGGAAGGGAAAACUAUUUGGGCUUAAACCAUGCGUCGACAUAUUGGGAAACACGCAAGCACAUGGUGUAUAUUUCACCCCACCCUCCUCCGUAUGUAUGCAGUGUCGCUGUAAUAAUGGCGCUAAAGUGAGUUGUAUUGCUAUAGAAUGUCAAAAGCCAAGCUGCAAGAACUUUAAGCAAGUACCUGGCAAAUGUUGUGAUUAUACUUGUCCUAACGAUGAGAGUUUAUCCGACACGAAAACACUGGCUGUUGUCAUCACGUUGUCGCUAAUGUUGUUCUUCAUCGUUGUUGCUAUUAUUGUUGUGUGGAGGAAGAUGAGAAGGAAGAAAAAGUUUGGAAAACGUCUCGAGUGUACUUCGACAAGUAGUACGCAGGAAGAUUUAGAAACAAGCUUGGAUCCGACUUCGAAAAGAAAUUCUCUACCUAAACCUACACACGAGCAACAUCCAUCACAACAACAACAACAAUGUUCACCGCCAUUUUCUUCACCUCGUUCGAUAACAUCAUGCUCCAGCGUGAGCAAGGUAGACUCAUUUAAAAAAGACAGUUUUUGCGAAAAAAUUUCGCCUCGUUCACCCAGAACACAAACAUAUAACGAACUUAAAGCACACGCACUAAAUCAACAUGAAGUGAUUGUGUGUUGCGACGGCGAAGGGUGUUGCAAGCAUACAACAAGAAGAUUCGAGCCACCGCCCCCGUAUUCUCCCCCGAAAAAUUUGGCCUUUGUGUAGAUAAUGAUAAUAAUAAUAAUUUAUUUAUUUAUUUUUGUUUGUGUGUACAUGCAUAUGUGUUAAUAUAUCAAGCGUUGACCGCAGGUCUGUUAUAAGAAGAAUAUAUAUUUCUCUGCUCGAGCUGUUAAGAGAGUGCAUAAACUUAUUGGAAAUAAGGUUGCUUCUCAUUUUUUUAGUUAUUUAUUUACAUAAACACUACGCCGCUUCACCUAUAUUUCAAAUUUUACAUAAUUUUUAUUUCACCCUCUCAUUUUUAUAUUCAUAAAGAGUUCGAAAGACAAGCUAUAUGAAAACUAAUUAAAAGCUUCAAAUAUAACCCAUGCGCGCACGGUUUGCGUUACUAUUAAAAGACUGGUGACGAAUUGCUUUUUUUUUCACUUCGUGCUGCAGUAAGUUGCCAGUCAUUUUGUGUUUGCUUGUUAUAAAUAUUUAAAUAAUUCUAUAACUCAAUUUUUUCAUAGCUGUCCAGAUUUUUCUUUUAACGCUGGAAAUAUUCUUGCGUUGUGAGCUAGUCGUUAAAGUUCUUUAGUUCAAUUAAACUGAAGUUGUGUUAAACGAAUUGGAUGUAUAUAGAUAAUUUGUACUUGCACUUUAUUUUUUUAUUAAAACCAAGAACGAUCUUAAAUAGCUUUUUGUUUGCCGUAAUCCGAGCGACCGCAAGAAAUUUAAAACUGAAUACACAUAUUUGCCUUUAUCUUAAUAGUUGAAUUGCCAAUGUUUACAAAUGUUGUUGGAUUUUCGUACUUGCGCGCACAUUCUUUUAGGCAAAAAAGCAGGACCUUAUGGGAAAAGAUGGCUUUUAUUAAAAUGGGUAGAUAUUUUUUUGGAACGAAAGAUCCAAAAGUGCGCAUGUCAAUUAUUCUCAAUGCAAAAUCAAAACAUCAAUUCAUACAGAAAUAUUUGUAGUAGAGUACCCCCAUCCCACCCCUGUUCCAUAAUUUUUAUUUGUGGUUUGGGUUACAGCAAAGCAAAUAGUUAUUUAAGGACAGCCCUCGUAUGUUGUAAAAUAUUUUUACAACUUAUUAUCCAGGUCAUUUUUAUGAAAAGAUUAUACCAACAGGAUUGUGAUCACAGUUUUAUUAUAGAACAUGAUUUACUGACCACA